AUGGCCGAACCCCGCGUCCGCGCCCGCCCCCACGGCCUCUACUUCUCCCAAACCGACCUCACCGAGCUCCUCCACGCCUUCGGUGACCCGGCCACAACCACCUACCCAACCUCCACCCAGAACCGCACCACCUCCAACGCCCCUCUCGACACCACCCUCUCCACCCUCGACGAACUUCUCACAACCUUCAUCCUGGAAACCUGCCACGCCGCCGCCCAAUCGGCAUCCUACUCCCGCCGCGCCAAAAUAAAAGUCGACGACUUCAAGUUCGUGCUGCGGCACGACGAGAGGUUGUUGGGAAGGGUUCUGGAGCAGAUGUGGAAGGAGAGGGGCAUUAAGGCGGAGAGGCGGAUGUUUGAA
This is a messenger RNA of Baudoinia panamericana UAMH 10762, 360 nucleotides long. RefSeq lists its product as uncharacterized. Gene Ontology annotation, biological process: RNA polymerase II preinitiation complex assembly; transcription by RNA polymerase II. The transcript has a single exon. The record is from RefSeq and is a predicted model, not a curated record. NCBI's taxonomy places the organism in Eukaryota, Fungi, Ascomycota, Dothideomycetes, Mycosphaerellales, Teratosphaeriaceae. Gene Ontology annotation, cellular component: transcription factor TFIID complex. Gene Ontology annotation, molecular function: protein heterodimerization activity. The annotation marks the transcript as partial.